AUGAACUACAGCAGGGUAAAUGUGGAUCUGGAGAUGUGUUUCAACAUACCUGGACGCAGCAAAAGCUUUGAAGUGGUCUUGGAUGGUGUCGACAGCGGUGCGCGCAGGGUCGAUGAAGCAGUUAACGUCGCCGGGGCACUCGAGGUCACGCAGCAGCUGAGCUCUGUUCGCAGAGCGGCGCAAGGAAGAAGACGCGAGGAGAUAGAAAGGGAUUUCUUCUUCUUGCAAGUUAAGGAUGACGGCAUCCAACGGAAAUUCCUCAUUUCAAAUACCCGGUCCUCGGAGGGGGCAGCUGACCAGGGUGAUAACCCUUCGAGUCUGUUCACGAACUUCGCCGUGGACAACAACACGUUCGCAGAGGCACGUAUCAGGGCUGCUUUCUACCCCAAAUUCGAAAAUGACAAUUCCGAUCGAGAGACAAGGACUCGGAUGAUUGAGAUGGUGUCGUGUGGCUCAGCUACCAUGGAGGUUACGCUUAAGCAUUCAGGAUCUCUAUUCAUGUAUGCCGGUCACCGUGGUGGAGCACAUUCCAAGAACAGCUUUGGAAAUAUCUACACUGCUGUGGGCGUUUUUGUCCUGGACCGUAUGUUUCGUGAAGCUUGGGGGAAGGAAGCUCCUAAAAAGCAAGCCGAAUUUAAUGAUGUUAUUGAGGAAAACCAGAUAAACAUUUCAAUGGAACUUGUGACGGCUGUAUUAGGAGACCAUGGGCAAAGGCCAAAGGAUGAUUAUGCCGUGGUUAUAGCUGUAACAGAGUUAGGUCAUGGCAAACCAAGGUUCUAUUCUACUCCCCAAGUGAUUGCCUUUUGUCAAGAAUGGCGCCUACCAACAAAUCAUGUGUGGCUAUUUUCCACAAGGAAAUCUGCCACUUCUUUUUUCGCUGCCUACGAUGCAUUGUGUGAAGAGGGGACUGCCACGCCGGUUUGCACAGCCCUUGGCGAAAUAGCUGAUAUAGCUAUACCAGGGUCAAAGGAUCAUGUGAUGGUACAGGGUGAGAUUCUUGAAGGCCUGGUUGCCCGUAUUGUUAGUCGUGAAAGUUUGGUUCAAAUGGAACAAGUCUUGAAAAACUUCUCACAUCCUCCACUAGAUGGAGUUGACUCUGAUUUAGGGCCAAGUUUACGUGAAAUAUGCGCCGCUAAUAGGUCAGAUGAAAACCAGCAAAUCAAAGAACUUCUCGAAAAUGCUGGAUCUUCAAUGUGUCCAGACCAUUCUGAUUGGUUUGGAAAUAGUGGUCUUGAUGCUCAGUCUCGAGACGCUGAUGAAUCGGUUGUCACUUGCUUUUUGCAAGCACAUCCUACUGACAAUGCAACUAAGAAAUUGCAGGAGAUGAUUCGUGUGAUCAAGCAAAGAAAUUUCCGUGUAGCACUCAAAUGUUACCAAAAAGUUGAUUCUCUUUCAAAUGAUAACUUGUAUUACAAGAUGGUUAUCCAUGUGCACAGUGAUUAUGUUUUUACAAGUUAUCGGCAAGAGAUGAGGAAAAAGCAAGGGUUAUGGCCACUGUAUAGGGGUUUCUUCGUUGAUGUAAACCUGUUCAAGGCGAACAAUAGGAAGGCUGCUGAACAUCCCAAAGACAGUAACACUUUACUGAAAAAUAUUGAUGGUGACGAGGAUUCAAAUUUGAUGGUCAAACUAAAAUUCCUGACUUAUAAGGUAAGGACAUUUUUAAUUCGGAAUGGCCUCUCCACCCUCUUCGAAGAUGGCCCAUCUGAUUAUAGAGAUGAUUGCCUGAGGCAAAUGGAGAAUUGGGGAACAUCAGCAAGUAAACAGAAAGAGCUUUGCGAACUGUUGGAUGAAUGGGCUGUGUAUAUUACAAGCAAGUGCGGAAAUAAGCCACCCUCGUGCUCAGAGUAUCUUAGCGAGGCAGAGCCUUUCCUUGAACAAUAUGCUAAAGCAAACCAGGAUUUGAUAGGGGCUCCUGGUGACUUGGUUCAACCGUCUAGUCCUACUACGUCCCUCAAUGGUGUUUCAAAACCCGAGGGCCUUAUCGUCUUCUUUCCUGGUAUACCUGGUUGUGCAAAGUCUGCUCUAUGCAAGGAACUAUUGAAAAUGCCUGGUGGCCUUGGUGAUAAUCGCACUCUUCAUUGUUUGAUGGGAGAUCUUAUUAAAAAAGGAAAAUACUGGAAAAAGGUUGCUGACGACCGGAAAAAGGAACCAUUUACAAUAACCCUUGCUGACAAAAACGCACCAAAUGAGCAAGUGUGGUGGCAGAUUGAGAAUAUGUGUGGGACCACAAAAGCGGCUGCUGUUCCUGUUGUUCCUGAUUCUGAAGGAACCGAUACAAAUCCAUUUUCUUUUGAAGCUCUUGCUGUUUUCAUGUUUCCUGUGCUCCAGAGGGUCAAUCAUGAGGGAAAUCUGGACAAGGCAUCACCGACUGCUGGUAAAGUUUUGCUAAAGUUUUACAACCUCUAUGAUGACAAGAAUCGAAGAGAAUUCAAAGGCCGACUGCAUGAGCGUUUCGGCUACUUGGUUAAGAUGCCUCUCCUCAAGCCAGAUAGAGCUCCAUUGCCUGGUGAUGUCAAAAGUAUCUUAGACGAGGGGCUUAGCUUAUUCAUAUUGCAUCGAAGCAGGCAUUUAAGAAGAGUGGAGCCAUCAGAAUGGGCACAGUGGGAGGAGAGGUUGCGCGAGAUCUUGUUUGAGAAUGCUGAUUAUCUUAAAUCCAUUCAGGUUCCGUUUGAGGCUGCGGUGAAAGAAGUAGUGGAACAGUUAAAGGCCGUGGCAAAAGGUGAUAUCAAACCACCUGAUACUGCGAAGCGGAGGUCCGGCAAUAUCGUUUUUGCUGCUGUUACGUUAUCCCCGGCAGAUGUAUUGGGCCUUGUCCGGAAGGUUGCAGAGAAGGACACUGAUGUCGACAAUUUUCUCAACGGCCUAAAAUUAGAGGAUAGCCUGAAGAACAAGGUGCAUGUCACCCUCGCCCACAAAAGGGCCCAAUACAAAAUAUGCAAAGCUUUAGGCUUUUCGGUGACUCCGGAUGAAAACGUUCGGUGGCUCCGAGUUGUGUGACCUAAGCACUUUACACUUUGGUAUCACCGACUGAAACUAUUUGGAAAUUCUGAACAAGUUGCACUAGGACAAAGGGCCAACUCGGUGAGACCAAGGUUUUAGGUUUUUAGGCAACGACGAUGUCAUGGAUGAAUCGGUGACUCCGGGUGUGAAUGGUUCGGUGAGUCCGACUAGUAUUUAGGGUUU
Messenger RNA from Triticum aestivum (bread wheat), 3183 nucleotides. RefSeq names its product tRNA ligase 1-like. Gene Ontology annotation, biological process: tRNA splicing, via endonucleolytic cleavage and ligation. The transcript is spliced from 28 exons. NCBI's taxonomy places the organism in Eukaryota, Viridiplantae, Streptophyta, Magnoliopsida, Poales, Poaceae. The record is from RefSeq and is a predicted model, not a curated record. The coding region runs from base 1 to 2997 and encodes 998 amino acids. Gene Ontology annotation, molecular function: RNA ligase (ATP) activity.